UCAAGCCCCAUGUUGGGUGUAGAGAGGACUUAAAAUCUUAAAAAAAAAAAAAAAAAAAAAAAACCCAAAACCAAAAAACCACCACCCAACAUUUCCUGAAUGCUCCUUACUUGCUAGCUCUAAGCAGUCCAGGCAUUUUUUUUUUAAUUCCAGUAGCGUUCACACAGUGUUCUCUUAGUUUCAGAUGUAGAGCAUAGUGACUCAAUUCUAUACGUUACUCAGCGCUCCUCAAGAUGUGUGCUUAGUCCCCUUCACCUGUUUCACCCAUCCCCCCACCCCAGGUGUUCUUGACUUUAGUGCUCAGAGGCCACAGCCCCAGAUGACAGACGCAGAGGUGGAGGUUCAGCGAGGGGAAGCUACCUGCCCAGUCGCACCUGGCAGGUGUCACCAGGAACCCGCUGGCAGGUUUGCAGCCCAUGGACUGGGCUAAAGGAAGGCUUCUCCCCAGCUCUGGGCCUGAGCCCUGAACACCCCAGGAAACUAGUGGGCACCUAUCAGGCCCCUCAGGAGAAUGGCCACCUGUUCAGGCUGAGCUUACCCACGUGGCUGAGCCAGAGGCCCUGCUGGAAGGCACAGCAUGGAGUUGGGGCCCAGCCGCUAGAGACAGACGGGCUGCAUGUAGCCCACUGUCCCUCAGGAAAUCGAGGGCUCAGCGACUGGCCUGCCCCAGGCGGCACCACAAAUCCUGCCGGGCCUGGCUUCCUGACCCCCAGCUCACCACCUUGGAGGCCCUGCUCCUCCUGCACUCCCCAGAUGCAAAACCUGUUUUUAUUUACAGCAGGAAGCUCUGGAAGGUUCCUGGGGCAGCCCAGGUCUCACGGACACACAGACACACAUACAGGGACAGGGUAGGGACAUGCCUGGAGCAGCGCACCAAGUGGGUUCUCGAUCAGCACUGCUGAGGAAGACAAAGCUGAUACACCUGCUCAGGCCACACACGCUCAUGCAUGUUCAACCUUGCACGCACACACACAAGCACACUGCUACCAUAUGCUCACACGUGUUCAGUCUUGCACCCAGUGUUCAGCCUUGCAUGCUCCCACGUGUCCAGUCUUGCACACGCACACACAAGCACACUGCUCCCACGUGCUCACGUGUCCAGUCUUGCACACACACACUGCUCCCACAUGCUCACAAGUGUCCAGCCUUGCACGCUCACACGUGUUCAGCCUUGCACACACACAAGCACACUGCUCCCACAUGCUCCCACGUGCUCAGCCUUGCACACACACAAGCACACUGCUCCCACAUGCUCACAAGUGUCCAGCCUUGCACGCUCACACGUCACUAGCCUUGUACAUGCACAUACAAGCACAUUGCUCCCACAUGGCUCUUCCCCAGCCUCUCCUUAUAAGGCCUCUCUGUGGAAGGCAAAGGCCCCGGAAGUGGCGCUUUGGGGCCCUCAGCUCAGGUCAGCAGGCCUGAUGGGGACUUCCCCCAGCACUUCCGGUGCCGCUGGGUGGGGUCAGCACGGGCAUCCAGCUUGGCGGGAGCACUUCAUCACCAUCCACACUGCAGACGACAAGACAAGACGAAGCAGAGGGAGGACCAGGCCUAUCUAUGCUAAUCUGCCCACCCCCAUUUUCCAAGGUCGCCAGUGGGGCCGAGCCGGGUGCUUGUUGGCCGCUGUGGAGGCCAAUCCCCCCACCACCCCUUCAGCCCCGGUGGCCCAGAGGAAGAAGCCCCAGGGCUACAGCCCUGAGGGUCUCUGGGCCCACCGCUGGUCUGCAGAAUGCCAACUUCCCAGCUCCAACUGUCCCAGACUGUGUGACUGGGCGUCUCUGCCUCUUGCAGGGUCUUGGCAAGAGCAUCUAGACCCGGGGGCCCAGGCUGCAAAAGCCUGUCUAGCAUGAUGUUCCAGAGUUCCCGGCUGUGCGUGCUGCUGAAGACAGCAGCUCUCAUACUAGUAACACAGCCAAGAGGACUUGGGGAGCCCUGACCAUUGUUCCCUGGGACCCAAACAAAGGUCCUCAAGCGGGAGAGGAAGGGGCUGAUAAACAUGACUACAGGCUGGGGGGAGGCUCAGAACACAGCUAUCAGCCAAUCACCGUUAGCAUGAAUUCAGACAGAAAUACUCAUAGUAUGCUGCAUUAACUAACACCUUAAAGGGGCUGGGGAGUAGAUCUGGGGGAAGGGGGUGGGAGGGCAGAGGUGCGUUUUCCCGUUUUCAUAACUUCUGCAAAGCAACUAAAACCAGCAGGGCCUCAGCAGUGACUCCCAGCCCCCAAGUUAGCAAUGAGGAAGUGGUAACCCAGACAGGGAAGUAGCUUCUCUGGCCACUGUCGCCUCAGGGCUACAUCCUCCUAGAGGAGAAUCACUGGAUUGUUCUCGGCGGUCAGACUGGCCACCCUGCCACGGGAACUCUGACGUCAUCGUUCCCAGGAAAACCUCCAGGGGACCUGGGCUAGGACCCACCGCCAACCAGUCACCCUAAAGAAUACCAACUAGAGUUGCUUUGCCCAAGGGUGUCGACAACACAGUGCCUCAGCAAUGGCUCCCGGGGGGGAGACAAAGUCAGGCUGAGGCCAUGGCCUCCGAACACCCACCCACUUGUCACUGUGCCUCUGUGAGCCAGCACCGUGGGACCACUGGACUGUCGGGGUCAGAGGGAGGGAGGAAGGGGCUCUGGGGACGGUAUUGGGACUAGGAGUCCAUGUGCAGUGAUCUGCGCCUCAUUACCCCAGAAACAGAGGCUGGGGGAGUGUGGGCCAAACGCGGAGCCCCCCCUGGCUGGCUCCCCUCUGCCAGCCUAAAGCCAGGAUCUCCGUGUUCCUAGUCACCCUUCCCCUGCAUCCUUCCAGCACACAGUGAACACUCAGUAUGAACGGGCUGGAGGUCACCCAGGGCUGGGGCUGGGAGAGCACAGGGAAGGGUGGCCUGAGGUCUGGGAGGGAGUUUGGGUCUCCAAGGUAGGGAGUGGGUUUCCCUCCAGGGGGUGCCAGAGACCCCGCACUGGGAUAUGGAGGAGGUAAGCGCCCUAGGGGCAGGGUAUGUGCUUUGUCCACCCAGGUUAUCUCCCCACCAACUAGAGUGCCUGGCACGUAAUAGGUGCUCAAUAAUAGUUCUUAAAUGUGGUUGCAGGAAUCCCAUCCUUCUCUUUAGGAGAUGGGCUACAAGAAAUGAAUAUGUUUUAUUAUCUCAGUGGCCUAUGUAUGCAAUUUGUACAUAUUUACUGGGGACUACGUGCUCAGUUGGUUUUUUUUUUUUUUUUUCCUUCCUGAUUAGGGUCAAUGAUUAGCAAAGGUUGGAAACCUGAAAUCUAGAAGGUCCUCUCUCAGCAUUUGGGAAGAACUCAGCUCCCCUCCAAAGCAGAGCAAGCCAGGUGAAGCCUGGCUCAGCGCUCCUUCCUUUUACGGUGCUGGGGUCAAAUUCUGACUCUCUCCAUACUGGCUGGAUGCCCCCAGCCAAUGCUUCCUUCACAUCUCGAUCAGAAAAGGUUGGGACUGAACAAGGUACCGGCUGUAGGUUCCUUAUUGCUUUCAGAGAAACUUGGCCAAGGUCCUCUGAAGCCAGAGGUUUGGCUGUAUCUGAGACUAAGCCAGGCAGGAGCAGUCUGGAGCAAGAUCCUGGCCCUACAGGCACUCAGGGAAGUCCCCACCCAGCUCAGAAGCUCCAGGGAGCUGCCAGCAAGCCAUUUUGCACACGUGCUAAGCAGUUACUCAACUUCCUGUUGUGGAUGGAGUAGCCCUUGCCACCCCAGACAGACCAGCUAAUACCUCCUCCCCAGGUCUGCUCCCGAAGUCUUCUAAACCAGGCAAAAAUCAAGUCACGAAACAUAAAUGAAAACAAUCAUAGAAUGGCACCAUUAAAGCUUACUAAUAAAGCAAUCCAAACAAAACAAACUCCAAAAACACAUAAAACUCAAUGUUGGCAGGGCUGUGGAGAAACUCUCAUUUGCUGCUAAUUUGUUUAGCCUUUCUGAAGAGCAGCGCAGUAACAAUUCAACAACUGGGUCGGAACAAGCAGAAUAACACCAACAGGAACCUAAAAAUUAACACUCUUUGGUGGCAUAAAUUCAUUCUGGUGCUAAGAAAAUAACCACUUUUUUUUUUUCUUUAAGCAAACAUGUUCUUAAUAACCCCCCUUUAGAAUGGUGGAAGGGUGGAAAAAUCCAGAGGACUACAAAUAUGGCAAGAGUGAAUUCUGACACUAACAUGUGGGGAUACCAUUUAACUAUUUGAGAGGACGUAUGCACAGAGACACACAUAAACUACCUUUAUCGGCAUCUUUAAAUGCCCAAUAUUUUUAACCAAGACCCUUGAAAGCAAGCCUAAAAAGUUUUGUGGGUUUUUUUUCUUUAAACCUUCAUUUUGUACAGAAGGAAACAGACUCAGACAAAAAGUCAAGAUUUACUCAAAGCCACACAGCUCCUACAUGGCCCCGUUUGGGAUUCUGACCCCAAAUCUCUGAGGUUGGCACCAUCCAGACACUUUGAUAAAUGUGGGCAGGCCUUAUACUGGUAGUGGCAACAGUAAGAGCACACACCUGUACUCUGUGUGUGCUUCCACACAUGAUCCCACGGAAGCCUCAGGACGUCCCCAUUUUACAGAUAAGAUAGGUUGAGGUCCGGGGAAGUUAGGUGGCUUGCUAAGGUCAUCAGCCAGUGAUGGAAGCUGGCACUCUUACCCCGGUCCCGGGGAACGGGUGCCCUUAACAGGCGCGGGGGGUCCGGGGACAGCCUGGAAGAACCCCGGCAGAGCCUCCGGCUCCGUCCCCGCGCUAGGCUGGCUACGGGGCUUCUUAGUGUUACUGUCACCGCCCAGGGCGGGCCCGCUGCUCUCCCACCGCCGGCCAAGGAGGGGCCGCUCAGUCCGGCGUCCGGGACCCCCUCCCGCGUCCAGAGGCCGCCUGUGUUCCUUGGCUCUGAGGCCCAGCGGCACCCCACCCGCGGCCCCCUCUCGGAUUCACCUGCCUGCCUCCCUCAUAAGGAUCCCUGGGAUUACAGGGGGCCCACUGGAUAAUCCAGACUCCUCCUCCUCUUUAACCUAAUUACAUCGGCAAAGUUCAUGGUUCUGGGGAUUAGGGCAUGGACACCUUGGGGGGGGCAUUAUUCUACCUAGUGCACCCGGUAUUUAAAUUAUACAUGUAUAAAUAAAUAACCUAACCUUAUAAUUUAUAUACUUUUCUACUCGGGACCUGAGUCCACACAGGGUAGCUCACGUCUUGGCCACACUGCAGGCGCUGAGGGAAACCCUGACCCUCCACAUCAUUGCCUGCAGAGUUGGGCACAUUUGGGAGCUAAGCCACUUGUGUGAUGGCCGUUGGGCCAAACCGAGAGUCGCCUAAGCAAUCAGUCUAGGUUCUGAGGCUGAAUAUU
Messenger RNA from Zalophus californianus (California sea lion), 5317 nucleotides. RefSeq lists its product as uncharacterized. The transcript is spliced from 2 exons. Bases 948 to 1853 code for a protein of 301 amino acids. NCBI's taxonomy places the organism in Eukaryota, Metazoa, Chordata, Mammalia, Carnivora, Otariidae. The record is from RefSeq and is a predicted model, not a curated record.